Molecule: messenger RNA, 1992 nt
Organism: Aedes aegypti (yellow fever mosquito)
Lineage: Eukaryota; Metazoa; Arthropoda; Insecta; Diptera; Culicidae
Product: secernin-1
Exons: 4
Coding region: 222-1325 (367 amino acids)
Biological process (GO): proteolysis
Molecular function (GO): cysteine-type exopeptidase activity; dipeptidase activity
Source: RefSeq, a predicted model, not a curated record
AACUUCGGCCGAACUGUCAUGACGACAGGACCGAAUCUUUUCUCACAUCCUUACACAUCACAAAGCACGUCCUAAGCCGAAAAAAGUUCAGGCAAGUGAAAAGCCAAUAAAAACUUGAAAAUUCCAGAUUAAAUUUACACGAAGUUCUCCGCACGGGCCAACUUUCACUUCAUUAUCGAUUUGGAUAGUGAGUGUGGAAAAGGGUGGAAAGUACCGAAAAAAUGUCUGGAAUCUGUGGAGAAGCAUUCGUCGUCCUUGCUCCGUUUGUCGAAUCAGGAAAAACCGUCAUUUAUGGGCGGAACGGGCUCCGAGAGCCGGCGGAUGACUCUGCAGUUAGCGAAGUGCACCAUUAUCCAGCAUCCGAUGGCAGCAGCGGAUCAGUGAAAUGCGAUUCGACUGAAAUUGAUGGAGCUGCGACGUUUUCUGUGAUUCUGGCCAAACCAGCUGGCAUUUGGGGUGCCGAGAGCGGGUCCAACGAAAAAGGCGUCUGCCUAGGGCUUACCUUCAGCGAGGGUCAUCCGGUCGAGGGGAAAGUUAAUGCCACGGAUCUGGUGAGAUUGGGCUUAGAACGAGCCGCCAGUGCAGCUGAAACUAUCGAUGUUUUGACAUCGCUAAAUGGCCAGCAUGGUCCGGCCGAAGAAAGCAAGGAUGCGCCUAAAGCAGCUUUCGUGAUUUGUGAUCCGAACGAAGCAUGGCUAUUAAAUAUCGUUGGAAGCUUCUGGGCCGCACAAAAAAUCUCAGGCAGUUUAGCUCUUAAACCAGGAUUGUCAGUGGGAACGCAACUCGAUCGAUGCUCCGAUGAUCUGCAGUCCAAAUUGCAGGCUAUUGGUGCAUGGGAUGGGGCAGGAGAGUUAAACUUCGCCCAAGCAUUCGGCUCCGAUAGCUCCCGUGCCUGGCCAGGCAGUGAACCUUCUGGAGAGGGUUCCUUUGGAUUAGUGCAAAUGUUUGAAACGCUGAGAGCUGCAGGCGCGGAACAAAAUUCGCUCUCCAGUCAUGUGUCCGUUUUAUCAGAUAGUGGCUUAUCCUGUCACUGGUUCACCGCAACGCCUAAUCCAGUGGAAUCGGUCUACAAACCAUUUAUUUUCACGCCGGGAGUCAAGAUAUCACCCCUUACGAAAAUUCCUUCAGGGGAAAGUCAAACAUUGCUUCAUAAAUUGCAUUCCAAUCGAAAGUGGGAAAACGUGGGCGAUUUACUGACGUCGCUUGAACGCACAUGUGUCGAUGAAGUUAAUCGUUUUAUUAGCGAGCAUUCAAGCGAACCGAAUCAAGAGUUGGAUGAGCUGAUGAAGGAUUGCGUAGAGGCUGAGGUUAAGUUCUACCGUUGAAUCUUUCCCUUGUGCCACUAUCGUUCAGCAAACAGUAUAAACUACUCCACAGCGAAAAAAAGCUAUCUAAUAGCACAGUAACCGUAUUUUUACGACAUUCCUUGACGAAUAAGACUUGCUUGAUCAUGAUUUCGUAGCAAAAGGUAUAGAAGAAAAAGCAUAGGUUUACGAGAGCCACCAAAGUUGCUGACCAACAUUAUGAAUUUAUAGAAUAUCUGUAUGCAAUCAGUAGAACAUUACUAUCGAUAUCUCAAAAAUCGACACCAUUAAGCUACAGUUCGUAUUUUAUACAAUUUAGAAUAAAGUGUGGCAUUUCGUUGCGAGAGUGCUUUUUAAGAUCUGUUAAUCUUGUGUUCAGUUAUAAGCAAUUCGUUACAAUUGAGUAUUGUAAAGUCUGGUAAAGUGAUUUCAUAGAAUCCCAGUGUUUGUUUAGCUUAGCUUGUCUUUGGUAAUGGCGUGAGAUCUCAAAUAUUUUCUAUUUAUAGAUAUCAUUUUUUUAUUUAUUAAAAAUUUGUUUACACAAAGUGAGUCAAGUAUUUUUUACACUUAGUCGAUGUUCAAGUCUUGCUUAAUGUAGUGUAUGAUGGCUUUAUUUUACAAUUGAACAUUUUCAAAUAAUGCUUAACAGUUGCAACAAUACGUGCUCUGAACAGGAAUAUAGCAUCUA